Messenger RNA from Dinoponera quadriceps, 1411 nucleotides. RefSeq names its product parafibromin (gene hyx). Gene Ontology annotation, biological process: positive regulation of transcription elongation by RNA polymerase II; transcription elongation by RNA polymerase II. NCBI's taxonomy places the organism in Eukaryota, Metazoa, Arthropoda, Insecta, Hymenoptera, Formicidae. The annotation marks the transcript as partial. Gene Ontology annotation, cellular component: Cdc73/Paf1 complex. The transcript has a single exon. The record is from RefSeq and is a predicted model, not a curated record. Gene Ontology annotation, molecular function: RNA polymerase II complex binding.
GAUUUCAGAUCCGGCAAGGAAGGCACGCCGAAGGAAUACUACACGCUCGAGUGUCUCCUGUUCCUGCUCAAGCAUGUCCAGCUCACGCAUCCGGUUUACGUGCGCCAGGCGGCGGCGGAGAACAUCCCGGUGGUGCGCCGACCCGACCGGAAGGACCUGCUGGCGUAUCUCAACGGCGAGACGGCGACGUCGGCGGCCAUCGACAAGUCGGCGCCGCUGGAGAUCCCGACGCAGGUGAAGCGCGCCGCCGAGGACGGCCUGGAGAGCGGCUCGUCGAAGAAGCCGCGUUUCGAGGAGACCCACGUGCAGAAGGUGAAGGAGCAGCUGGCGGCUCGGCUGGACGCGCCUAAGGAAGCCUCCGUCACGGUCGACAACAUCAAAUCCCUGUCGGAGGCGAUGUCGGUCGAGAAGAUCGCGGCGAUCAAGGCGAAACGGCUGGCGAAGAAGCGCACGACCAUCAAGGAGAACGACGACAUCGGCAUGGGCUCGGAUCUCCGGGUGAUCCUCGACAUGGACGUCGACGACACGAAGGACAUCGUGUCGCGCGAACGCCAGUGGCGGACGCGCGCGACGAUACUGCAGAGCAGCGGGAAGAUCUUCGCGAAGAACAUCUUCGCGAUCCUGCAGAGCAUCAAAGCGCGGGAGGAGGGCAGGCAGAAGGGGGGCGGUCCGGCCGUGCCCACGCCGAUGGUGACGCCACGCUCGACGCCGAUGCGACCGCUGCCGCAGCCAGCUGUCUACAAUCGUUACGAUCAGGAACGCUUCAUCCGGCAGAAGGAGGAGACGGAGGGCUUCAAGAUCGACACGAUGGGCACGUAUCACGGUAUGACCCUGAAAUCGGUGACCGAGGGCACGAAUCCGGCCUCCGUGAGGAAACCAGCGGCGAGCAACAAUCCGUCCUCCGGCACCGGCAACGCGCAGAACUCCUCCUCCGGCGGUCUGCUGCCGACCUCCGCCGCGAAGCUGACGGCGCAGCAGGCUGCGCAGAACAAACGGCCGAGCCGCACCCCCAUCAUCAUCAUUCCCAGCGCCAACACCUCGCUCAUCACCAUGUACAACGCCAAGGACAUACUGCAGGAUCUCAAGUACGUCAGCAACGAGGACAAGCGCGGCCAGGGCUGCAAGCGGGAGAACGAGGUGUUGCUGCAACGUCGCAAGGAGGGCGGGCUCACCGUGCCCUACCGGGUGGUCGAUAAUCCGCAGAAGCUCACCAACGCCGACUGGGAGAGGGUGGUCGCAGUCUUCGUGAUGGGACCGGCGUGGCAGUUCAAGGGCUGGCCGUUCGACGGCAAUCCCGUCGAGAUCUUCUCCAAGAGUACGUAUCACGGGUGAUUGCUGGAUUUUGAUUCAGUUACGCGGGUCGACCAUAACAUCUUUCAUCCCUGUCUCCUCCAGUUCAUUGUGUGUUCAU